Messenger RNA from Drosophila ananassae, 448 nucleotides. RefSeq lists its product as uncharacterized. Bases 1 to 435 code for a protein of 144 amino acids. The record is from RefSeq and is a predicted model, not a curated record. The transcript is spliced from 3 exons. Lineage: Eukaryota; Metazoa; Arthropoda; Insecta; Diptera; Drosophilidae.
AUGCCUUUAAAACGUACUUUUUUGCUCUGGUUUAUUGUUACUGUACAAAAUGCAACUCAGAUACACUCUAAGUUAGAGUUUACCAACAUUGAAUGCACCACCGUGGAUAAGAAAUUUGUAGAUUUCGAGUACUGCUACAUCAAGGCUGUAAAUCGGAGCUACAAGUACAUCUCCCUAAAGGCCAAUAUGCAUGAAUUACCAUUAGUCGAACCAUCGGCAAGUUUACAAAUAUUACGGAGAUUUCGAAGAUACACACCUGUGACCUUAAACGCCACCAUCGAUAUCUGCAAGUUCAUGUCCAGCAAAAAGAGCUCCAGAAAUCCAAUGUUGAUUAUCUUCGCGGAUAUCGCCAAAACCUACACCAAUGUGUACCACAAGUGUCCUUUUGAUGUAGGUUUGAAAAGUGACUUAUACGAACUAUGUGCUAACACCUGACGUUUUCAGCAUG